This is a messenger RNA of Zootoca vivipara (common lizard), 1395 nucleotides long. RefSeq names its product ATPase H+ transporting V1 subunit D (gene ATP6V1D). Lineage: Eukaryota; Metazoa; Chordata; Lepidosauria; Squamata; Lacertidae. The record is from RefSeq and is a predicted model, not a curated record. Gene Ontology annotation, molecular function: proton-transporting ATPase activity, rotational mechanism.
CGCGAUGCCCUUGGUAACCAAGAGGAGUCACGUGACAGGAGCGGGAUUGCAGCUGAGAGAAGGAAGCGAAGGAGCCAGCGGCGUCUCUUGAGCAAUCUCCGCCGACCACCCCGGGCAAGAUGUCAGGCAAAGACAGGAUCGAGGUUUUCCCUUCGCGGAUGGCUCAGACCAUCAUGAAGGCCCGUUUGAAAGGAGCCCAGACAGGUCGCAACCUCUUGAAGAAGAAAUCUGAUGCUCUGACUAUGAGAUUCCGGCAGAUCCUUAAAAAAAUUAUUGAGACAAAGAUGUUGAUGGGUGAGGUGAUGAGAGAAGCAGCCUUUUCUCUUGCUGAGGCAAAGUUCACAGCUGGAGACUUCAGUACAACUGUGAUUCAGAAUGUGAACAAAGCUCAGGUCAAGAUCAGAGCUAAGAAAGACAAUGUAGCAGGUGUGACCCUGCCAGUUUUUGAACAUUACCAAGAAGGAGGAGACAGUUAUGAGCUGACUGGUUUAGCCAGAGGUGGGGAGCAGCUGGCCAAACUGAAAAGGAACUAUGCCAAAGCAGUAGAACUCCUCGUGGAAUUGGCCUCUCUGCAGACUUCGUUUGUUACACUAGAUGAAGCCAUCAAGAUAACCAAUAGGCGUGUGAAUGCUAUUGAGCAUGUGAUUAUUCCCAGGAUUGAACGUACACUCUCUUAUAUCAUAACUGAGUUGGAUGAGCGAGAGCGAGAGGAGUUUUACAGAUUAAAGAAGAUCCAGGAGAAGAAGAAGAUACUGAAAGAAAAGAAUGAAAAACUGCAAGAGUUGCAGAGGGCUGCUGGACAGCUCCGCGAGCCUGCUAAUUUGCUUGCGGAGGAAAGGGACGAAGAUCUUCUCUUUGAAUAGCUGUGGACAUCUGUUAUAAUGCAGGACUCAGAACAGUGAGUUUGAGAUACAGUUCUGGACACAUUGUGAUGCUUUUGUGGCUCUUCAUUUGGUGUAUUAGCCUGUGCUAUCCAGUCUGGAUUUAUUCCAAGAUUUUUUUUCUGUUGUGGAAAAUAGCUGGUUUGUCCAUUGAACACAUGCAUGAAGCAGAAACAUUUCCAGUUCUACUUAUCUCCAUUUAAUUUAUUUGGCAGAGAAGUAUUGACACUUCUGCUUCUGCUGUUCUCUCAGCUGUACUUAACUUCAUUUCCCCCACAUACUGCCAAAUUCUUGUGAGCAAAGUUCCUUGUUUUGACCUGCUUUGUGUUCACAAGUGACAGCAACUGUAAUAACUUAUUAAAUGAACAGGCUUUUUUCUUCAAAACCCAAUUAAAAAAAAUCUGUGUGAUCUCAUUGUAUCUUUUUGUUUCUAAAAGAAGGAAUGGUUUCCAUUUUAUGUUGUAUUUGCCAACUCAUCUGUGCUGUAAAAUCAGUAAAGGAACCUGUGUCUAAA